This is a messenger RNA of Amphibalanus amphitrite, 1761 nucleotides long. RefSeq names its product serine/arginine repetitive matrix protein 1-like. Lineage: Eukaryota; Metazoa; Arthropoda; Thecostraca; Balanomorpha; Balanidae. The transcript has a single exon. The record is from RefSeq and is a predicted model, not a curated record. The coding region runs from base 1 to 1761 and encodes 586 amino acids.
AUGACGGAGGCCCUCUCGGAUUUCGAGGCCUACCUGACUACCUACCGGCGCGACUACGCCGUGCGAACCCUCGAGAUGACCGGCCCUCUCCCGCAGUCCAUCCCCGCGCCCGUGAAGACCCAGGGCGCCGGGCUGGAUUCGAACAAGCGGCCGCGGCGGCGCGGCCGGCGACCGGCUGAGGCCAGCUCGCUGUCGCAGAAUGGCGGUGGGUUCAUCCUGCCCGGCCGCAGUCUGACCGUCGGUCCUGCUCCCGGCGUUCCGCGCCCACCGUCGCACGGAGACGAGCGCGAUCAUCAGGUGUCGGAAGCGCUGAAAAUCGACCUGCCAGACGGCGACAACACCGACUACAAUCAGUGGCUGCUCUCCAAACUACCCGAGAUCGUCGAGAAGUGCUGCCGACAGCAGGAGCCUCCACCUCGGGUGAUCGAGGUCCUUCCGCCGCCGGUGCGCCGCAAAAUCCGCAUCAACGUCACAGCCAACCCGAACCGCACCUCGCCCGGUCGGCGGCAGGACGAUCACCCUGAAGACCCGGUCGAGGGCUCCACGGACGAGUUUGUGUUGGACGGCGCUGAGCUGCGGCAGGUGCACCGGGCGCGCUCACCGUCACGGCGGCGGCGGCGGCAGCGGCGCCGGUCGGAGCGCAGAGGGACCUCCUCUAGCGCCAGUUCUCUGGAGUCUGUGAGACGGACGGCGGCGGGGGACGCAGCCACAGCCGAGCUGGUGCGCAGGGUACUGGAGGAGAUGUUCGGCCCGCGACCGGCAACCGGCGGUGGCGGCUCUGAGAAGCAGAAGGAAAACCUCAGCAGGAAUAGGAACAGGUCGUGUCAGACCAGUCCUCGACUGGCUUCCGGAAUGAAUGAGAGGAACAAUGGAUGCGGAGAGGGACAGGUCCUCACAAAGCCUGCAGUUCAAACUGAGCCACCUACCGCCACCGAUGCAGCUGCCCAAACGGAGCUAUCCGUGCUGUCCCCGCGGCGCCUGCCGCCUCCCCCAGCCGUCGUCAGGUCUAUGUCUCCUUCACCGCGACCUCGAGACACGUCCCGAUGCAUCCUGGACACCCUGACCGAGUCAAACCGACUCCUCAGACAAAUGUCCGAGUUUUUCCGCCGAGCCGAGCUGAACGAUCGCAUCACUCAGCGAAUGGAGCUCGGAGACGCGUCCAGCCCUCGGCCGGAGCUGCCCUCCAAACGGGCGGGCGGAGAGGUCAGGUCUCCGACCCGGCGGUACCUGGGCGGAGACAGCUGGCGGUACACGGACCAGGCACCGACCGGCGGCGGGGGCACGACACGCAGCGACGGCGGCCUCUCGCACGGCGACGGUGUGCGCCCCUGCACCCUGCGGCAGUGUUCCGACAGCGAGCUCAGUGCCCGUAUCCGGCGGUUCGCCGCCGAGCAGUCCAGCCCGGGACGCGGCUGGGAGCGGCCGCGCAGUCCGACACCCGUCACCCAGCUGCCGCUGCCGAGCGGCGGCGACUCGGUGCCCAGCUCGGGCCGCUCGUGGGCCAGUCCGCAGCUGCUGGAGCUGCACAGCGAGGACCGGCCGUACCGGCCGCUGGUCAGCCCGCCGCCGAGGCACGCCGACACGCCGCGGUCCGAGUCCGGGGCGGAGGACGGGCCGCGCACCUCCAGCCCCGUGGCGGCGGCCCCGCCGCCCGUCUGCUCCCACCGACAGGCCGCCGAGGACAUCGACAGCACAGACGUGCUGCUCAGCUACGACCCCUGGCACGCCAUCGAAAACGACUUCAAAACGCUACUCAACUGA